UCAAAUGGGAGCUAAAAUGGUGAGAGACAAAAGAAGACAAACAACAGCAACGCAAAAGAAAGCAAGUGGAGUCCUCAAGGAGGGAUUAAUAGGUGAAAGCUUCAAACCGAAAUGCCAGAACUUAUACUUGAACAGUCCAAACAGAGUAUUAAUGGUUGUUAAUGCACUGGAUGCUUCAUCAAGAGGAACCUGCAA
This is a messenger RNA of Trichobilharzia szidati, 195 nucleotides long. Lineage: Eukaryota; Metazoa; Platyhelminthes; Trematoda; Strigeidida; Schistosomatidae. The record is from the annotation of a GenBank genome assembly.